AUGCCAAUCACAACUGACUGCUGCCAGGCACACAAAGUUGAAGCACUCAUUUAUGGCCCUGAUAUUGAGUUCUUCAAAAACCACUUCGCUGUGUACCAAAGAUACUUCAUAUCAAAUGCAAAUGUUCAAGAGGUCCAGCAGCCAUAUCACUCUCAAAAGCGGCAAAACUUCUGGACAAUUGCCAACUCAACUGUGGUUGAGCGACUAGAAGAGCAAGAACCACAAACCAUCCCUGAUAUAUACACCUUCGCGAACUUCACGGAUAUGUAUCAGCAUGUCGACUCCAACACUAAAAUAGACAUUAUUGCAGUUGUAAUACAUGCUUAUCCAAGAAACAUCAGAGCCACAACAACCACAAGAGACAUAGUUGUGAUUGACCAGAGCUGCAUACUUAUCAACCCUCCAAUACCUCAGACUGCUGAACUCAACACAUGGUGCCAACAGAACCAGGAUGCAAUUUUCCAAAUGGUCCAUAACAAAUCAUAUGAGGAUCGAAAUAAGUUGCUCCCUCCUCCAGUUGACAACACUGUUAUUACAAUACAGACAUUGCUGAUGACAGAUGAGAAAAAAGCUUUUUGGGUGAGCGGCAUUCCAAAGCUUGUUGACACAAACCAAAGACUUUGGUACACUGCCUGUCCUACAUGUAACAAAUAUCUAAAGUCAAAGCCAAAUUGGGCUAUUCCGUGCACAUCAUGCAACAAGCGUAUACAUGUUGUUACAAGGUGCAGAAUGACAGUGGAACUUAGUGAUCACACUUCAACAAUAACAUUGGAUAUCAAUGGUCUGGAUGGUGAACAACUAUUACCCUUCAGUCUAGCAGAACUUCAACGACAGGAAGCUCAGCUUUUGCUAAUCUGCCCUAAACUUGUGCAUAGCGCAAUGUCAAUCAUGAGAGGAUACAAGAAGCUAUCCAAAACAACAGGAUCAUCUGCCUGGUGA
Coffea arabica (coffee) is the source of this 939-nucleotide messenger RNA. Its product is annotated as replication protein A 70 kDa DNA-binding subunit B-like. The record is from RefSeq and is a predicted model, not a curated record. NCBI's taxonomy places the organism in Eukaryota, Viridiplantae, Streptophyta, Magnoliopsida, Gentianales, Rubiaceae.